Drosophila grimshawi is the source of this 1144-nucleotide messenger RNA. RefSeq lists its product as uncharacterized. Bases 158 to 1036 code for a protein of 292 amino acids. NCBI's taxonomy places the organism in Eukaryota, Metazoa, Arthropoda, Insecta, Diptera, Drosophilidae. The record is from RefSeq and is a predicted model, not a curated record. The transcript has a single exon.
UCAAGAGUUCUGGGUCGAGCGCAAGUUGGAUGAUUACGACGCUCUCGAUGCCCGUUUCGCAGAGUGCUAGUCCCUUUUAAUCAUAUCUGGAGCUUUCUUAAAUCUUGCUAUCAGCAUAUAUCAAAUUCUAAAUUUCUAUCAAAAUAUUAGUUCGGCUAUGCAGUUGAAAUUUUCCUCGGUUUUAUCAACGCUGGCUCCUAUAUGGCGCACACCCAUCGUUUCCUCUGCAAUACGCAAUCUCACAUGCCAGAGUUCAUUUCCAGAUCCACCCUGCAAACCACCACAUCCGAAGUGCCAUUUCGUCCAAGAUAAAUGCUGGACAGCACGUAAUACAUUGGCCCUGAAGGUACCAUUUGAUAAGCAAAUGCUCGACUUGGAGCGACAGAAACGGGAGAAGCUAACGGAACCACCGUGCUGCGUGCAACGAGCAUCCUCUUGCACUCCCUGUGCGCAUGCUUGGCCGAAGCGAAACGCGAAGGAGAAGGAGCUGGAUAGCCUGAUUAAGCCAUUUCGCUCGAUGUGGGCACAUUCCAGCAUACCCCACAAUCAUCCAAGCUGUCCAGAUCUUUAUCCACGCUUCGAUGCAAUGUUCUACACUCCGUCAAACAAAAGCAGAUCCUUGCAGCGCACCUGGGUUGAAUGUCCGAAGGUGCAAGAACGCUUGAAGAAAGUCUGCUGCCCAGAUAAGAUCAUACCGCCUGAGGUGCAGAGACGCGUCAAAAAACGGUGUCCCCAGGCUGCCUGCGCCUUCGACUACGUCCGCAUGCGAAAACUCUGCGCACACAAGUCCAAUGACAAAUGCAGAAAGUUGUUUUGGCCCUGUUGCAAGCCAGAGCGCUGCGAACUUGGCUGUAGAAUCCAUAGAGCGCCCAGCGCUUGCAAGCGGUUACGUGCACCCUGUCCAUGUUUUUCGGAGAGAAGACCAAGCCACCGAGUACGGCGUCAAAAGGAAUGCCGGGAAAUCCUCAACUUUUGCCAAAUGUUUGCAUUGCACAACCGACGUGAAAUGUUUAACAUAAAGAGCUCCUAUUGCUAAUUCAGCUAUUGUAUAAAGCAGUUCACGAGCUAUCAUCAUUGAUUGCUCUGGAACAGAGGCAUCAUCAUUUAAGCUUCUGUUCCAGAGCAAUCAAUGCUGCUGAAAAUA